ACCCGGGCGCCAGCGCUUCCAUCGGCGGAAUGGCUGCGACCCGAGCCUCGGGAACCAAUGCCGUGUCUUUCGGCACAAUGAAACAAAACGUACUCAAUCUGGAAGUGGUUUUACCCGACGGACGCCUUAUGAAGACUAGUGGCCGCGCGUGUCGGUCCCGAAAGUCGUCGGCCGGCUAUGACUUAACCUCUCUGUUCGUCGGCAGCGAAGGAACUCUGGGAACCAUUACUAAGAUAUGUCUGAAGUUGAGUCCAAUUCCGGCUCACGUGGUGUCCGGUGUCUGCAGUUUUGUCGACGACAAGUCGGCCAUCAAUUCGGUGAUCAAAACACUUCAAUCGGGUGUAAGUGUGGCGCGGGUUGAGUACUUGGAUUCAAUGGCCAUACGGGCCACUCGUGCCUACAGUAAAGUCGAUUUGAGAGAAAGUCCGACACUUUUCCUCGAAUUCAACGGUUCGACGGCUGAAGAGGCGACCAAUCGGUCGGAAGUCGUGCGACAUAUCUGUGUCUCAAACGGCGGAUCAGACUUCGAGUGCUCUUCGGAUGCGGACGAGAGGAGACGGCUGUGGAAAGCGAGACACGAGUUGUAUUUCGCGUUGAAAUCAUUGGCGCCCCACUCGACGGCCAUCACAACCGAUGUCUGCGUUCCGAUCGCGCGGUUGACCGAAAUGAUCGCCAAAACCAAACGCCUGUUGGACAGG
Medioppia subpectinata is the source of this 698-nucleotide messenger RNA. The record is from the annotation of a GenBank genome assembly. NCBI's taxonomy places the organism in Eukaryota, Metazoa, Arthropoda, Arachnida, Sarcoptiformes, Oppiidae.